UUGAGUUAUAUUUAGUGUAAAUAAUAUUUCAAAAAUGGUUGUUACUUGAAAUUUUUCUGGCUUUAAACUGUUAUAAUUUGAUAACAAUUCCAAUAAUAACAAUUAUUGACGAAACUGUUAUAAUUUACUCAAAAUUCCUAUGUCUGUGAUUUGUGUAUACGCUAAGCACAAAAACUGCGCAAAGUUGGUCUAAGAGGUGCACACAGUUCCAUUGACGAUAUAAAAAUGUCUGCGAUGCAAGUGAAGAUUUUGCCCGCCUUGGAGGAUAAUUACAUGUAUUUGAUAAUCGAUCGUGCGACACGCGAAGCGGCUAUUGUCGAUCCCGUAGACGCCGAAUCGGUCAUUUUAAAUGUACAGAAAGAGGAAGUCAAUUUAACCAAAGUUCUAACCACUCAUCAUCACUGGGAUCACGCCGGUGGCAAUGAAAAGCUAGUCAAGAUGUUCCGCGCACCGCUGCAGGUAUUUGGCGGUGAUGACCGCAUUGGUGCGCUAAAUGUGAAAGUGACGCAGGAUGACACCUUCAACAUUGGUUCUCUAACUGUACGUUGCUUGUUUACGCCCUGUCACACCUCUGGGCACAUCUGUUACUAUAUAGAAGCGCCCAAUGGUGAUCGUGUCGUCUUCACUGGUGACACAUUGUUUCAAGGUGGCUGUGGACGUUUCUUCGAGGGCACCCCUGAUCAAAUGUAUACUGCGCUUUGUGUCAAAUUAGCAUCCUUACCGGAUGAAACUAAAGUUUUCUGUGGUCAUGAGUACACUUUGCAAAACAUGGCCUUCGCGCGACAUGUUGAGCCUAAAAAUAACGCCAUAUUGCGUCGCAUCGAGUGGGCAAGAUUACAGCGGGCUGCGCAAACGCCUACAGUGCCUUCUACCAUUGGUGAAGAGAAAAUGUGGAAUCCAUUUAUGCGCGUCCACGAGACAUCUGUACAACAGCAUGCCGGAGAAAAAGAUCCAAUCAGAACAAUGCGGAGCUUGCGCAAGGAAAAGGACAAUUUCAAGGCUUAAAUAAGCAAUUUCAGCAAUUAUUAAUGCAAAUGAAUGAAUAUUUCUAAUGGGGUCUUGGUGAACAAUAUUUGGAAGCAAUUAUUUCAAAAGUUAGAAGGAAUUUAAUUUCAUAUUUAAAAUUGAUUUUUAUUUUUUCAGUAAAGUUUACAUAUUUCUGUCAAAAAAGUUAGAACAAUUCUUGUGAUAUAUUAACGCUACAAUAAAGUUAUUAAGUGUACAAUAACGA
Teleopsis dalmanni is the source of this 1231-nucleotide messenger RNA. It is a transcript of the gene tzn, whose product is annotated as hydroxyacylglutathione hydrolase, mitochondrial. NCBI's taxonomy places the organism in Eukaryota, Metazoa, Arthropoda, Insecta, Diptera, Diopsidae. The record is from RefSeq and is a predicted model, not a curated record. The transcript has 3 exons. The coding region runs from base 226 to 1005 and encodes 259 amino acids. Gene Ontology annotation, molecular function: hydroxyacylglutathione hydrolase activity.